UUUUCUCGCCACUAACCGGUUCCAAUAUGCAGGCGAAUUGAAGCGUGGAUUAUUACUUCGCGAACCGCCCGCGCUGCCUCGCGUCGAAAGCUUUCUGCCAUGGAGAACCUCAUUGUGUUUUUAGUGUCAGUUGCUUUGUUUCUAUCACCAGCGUACGGAAACGUGACAGUCGAAGAAAAAACAAACCUAACACGAACUGCUCUACAUUUCCAAGAUUUGAAAGACCUGGAAGUUCCCAAUAGUGCCUUGAUAUUCUUAGAACGAUUAAAAUCUAAACGCAUGAAAGAAUUAACGUUACGAGCUAGGCAGAGUCCAGGAGUCCAGAACACAACAUCUGCACCAGAAGAAGAAGAUGAUGAACCCUCGAGGAGAUGCACAUGUUCAUUUGGCGUGUGCAAGUGUUGUACGGGAUUGGUGUUGGAUUUGUUUAACCAGAAAGCUUGUAUGAAGGUCACUUAUCAUCCUGGGGAUUUCGCUUUCGAUGUAGCCAUGUCUAUGAACGACAGGGUACUUUAUGAAAACUCUAUGUCAGGAAAAAACCCAAAACCGAUAUGUAUAAAUCCACCGAGACUUACAAACUUGAAAGUAUGCGCCAAAUUUUACAAUGUAUUUUUCCCUGGAAGAAACUUUCACUUUUGCCUGGCAAUGAUGGGUCAAUGGCGACAGUUUGAACUCUUCAACAUGGCAUUUGAUUGUUUAAGAAUGGGCGCAAACGGCCUGGCGAUGGUAAAGCCGGAGGAAAAUGGGGGGCUCCCGAUACCCAACCCUGUAGGGGGAGUGGAUGCUGUCGUCGAUUCUGGCGACGACGACAUUGAAGAGUACGACGAGAACAAUGUCAAGUCACUGUUUGAUUUCUUUGAUGAUGAUGAUAGAAAAUAGUCACUUAUUGGUG
Molecule: messenger RNA, 892 nt
Organism: Cydia strobilella
Lineage: Eukaryota; Metazoa; Arthropoda; Insecta; Lepidoptera; Tortricidae
Exons: 4
Coding region: 100-879 (259 amino acids)
Source: RefSeq, a predicted model, not a curated record